Molecule: messenger RNA, 726 nt
Organism: Vigna unguiculata (cowpea)
Lineage: Eukaryota; Viridiplantae; Streptophyta; Magnoliopsida; Fabales; Fabaceae
Source: RefSeq, a predicted model, not a curated record
AUGGACAAGCUAGUAGAGUUGUAUGUGCGAGAAGUGUUGACGUUACAUGGAGUACUAGAAAACAUAGUGUCAGAUCGGGAUCCUAGAUUCACCUCACGGUUUUGGCAAUCAUUGCAAGCUGCAUUGGGUACAAAGUUGACAAUGAGCUCAGCUUAUCACCCUCAGACGGAUGUUACCACUCUAGUAUUGGCAUGGCGCCCUAUGAAGCACUGUAUGGAAGAAGGUGUAGAACUCCAUUGUGUUGGUAUCAAGAUGAGUCGGCAGAAGUCUUAUGCCGAUAAGAGAAGACAACCAUUGGAGUUUGAGGAAGGAGACCAUGUAUUUCUCCGAGUUACUCCAACCACGGGCAUCGAAAGGGUUCUUAAAUUAAGGAAGUUGACUCCGAGAUUUAUAGGACCUUUUCAGAUUACACGAAGGAUUGGAACAACGACAUAUGAGAUUUCAUUACCACCUCACCUAGCCAACUUGCAUAACGUGUUCCAUAUCUCGCAAAUGAGGAAAUACAUUGCAAGUCUGGAUCAUGUGUUAGAAUCAUAUGAGGUGCAAGUGCGAGAGGAUCUGACCAUGCCAGUCGGACCGGUUCGUAUAUUGGAUGCUCAAGUCAAGCAACUAAGGGGCAAGGAGAUAAGGACAGUGAAGGUGCUUUGGGAUGAGAUGACGUGGGAGAUGGAGGAUCUCAUGAGAAGGUCUUAUCCUCACUUGUUUCCUAGUAGGUUCUAUUUUUGA